Pelagomonas calceolata is the source of this 1081-nucleotide messenger RNA. The record is from the annotation of a GenBank genome assembly. NCBI's taxonomy places the organism in Eukaryota, Pelagophyceae, Pelagomonadales, Pelagomonadaceae.
AUCGCGGCACCGGCGGCCCGUGAUGCUGCGGCCGGCCCGCCGGCAUGUUGCAGCGCUCGCGGCACUACUAAUAAUCUGGGCCCUCGCCGCGCGCCGCCAGACGCGCUUAGCAAGGGGCCUCGCGGGCGGCGACGGUGGAAGGGAGGGCCUCGCGGCGCUGCGGGCAGCGAGCACACAAAGCUACACAGUGACAGACGCGACGGCAAGCGGCAGCGGCCUCACGGUCAAGUAUUUGCUGGACUUCGAGGGCGGCGAGCGCGCGCUCUACAAGCCCCUGCGCAUGAAUUUCGAGCGAAUCGGAGGCAAGGACGUCAAGGACGCGCGGCACCUCGAGGAGCCGUGGGGCGAGGUCGUGGCGUCGGCGCUCGCGCGCGUGCUGCGCCUGCGGAACGUGCCUCCAGCAAUCAUCAUGGAAGUGCCAAGCAGCACGCUCGCGGCGGCGACGGCGCCGCGAUCACUCAGGGCGCUCCUGUCGCGCUGCCCCCGCUACAUAUCAAGGAGGCUCGUCAGGCGCCUCGCACCUUCCAUAUCUAGAGACGGCUGCGCGCUCCGGGACGACGUCGACAUGGUCAGGGGCGCGUUGGUCCGCUGGGAACCGCACGACCUUGUGAGACUUGCUCGCCCUAACCGCUGGUUCCUGCGCGGCGCGCGGGCUCUCUGCGGCGUGGGCGCGUGCCCGCUCUCAAUAAGGGAGCGGCGCGCCUGGGGCGACCUGGAGGCGUUUGAUGCUAUCUUAGGCAAUUACGACCGGGCGAACAAUAUUUUUUAUCGAGGGCGCAGAAUAGCGCCGCUCGACCACAACCACGUCGGCCGGAACCUCACAAUAGCCCGCAUUGGUUGGCGCUGGUGCGACGCGUCGCCGGCCGUCGCUCACAUAGUGCGGGCGGCCGCGGCCAGGGAGGUCGUCCACGAGGGAUGCGCUACUACGGACGGCUCCCUCUUCGCCGCCGUCGCCUGCGAGGCCGCGCCCGACGAGCUCCCGGAGAAAUUUCGGAGGAUCCUCGACGCGAACGCCGCGGCGUACGCCCAACACCUCGCCUCGCCCUUCUGUCGGCGCCGCCGCCGGGGAGACGUGUCUUAA